AUGGAUGCAGUAUGGUAUAAUCUUGCAGCAUUCAUGCUACCAGCCUUUGUCCAAUUUAACAGAUUUUUAAUUUCGAUUUUAUGUUCGUACAUGAGAGAACACGCUUUCACAAAUGCAAGCAUUGCUGAAAAACAAAUUGAUGGGAUUACUGAAUUACGUGAAUUUGAUGUAUCAUAUCCCUAUUCAUCUAUAAAUCCAAGAUUAACAUUAAGUUCAUUUCCACCAACAUUAGCAUAA
Rotaria sordida is the source of this 237-nucleotide messenger RNA. The record is from the annotation of a GenBank genome assembly. NCBI's taxonomy places the organism in Eukaryota, Metazoa, Rotifera, Eurotatoria, Philodinida, Philodinidae.